CACUGUAUUGUAUUAUAGUGUUGUUUGAAUAUACAAGAGAAUUGUAAAUUACAGAAAAUAAAUAAAAAUAUGUCAAAAAUAAACUUUUAUAUUAGUUAUUAAGGCAAAACCUUUAAAAGAAAACACAAUUAAGAUAAUAAAAGAAUAGUUAAGUGGAAAAGUGAAACAGUUGUAUUUAAUCAAAAGGUGUGAACAACAGAAUUUUGCAGAGAAAAAGUCUGUAUCAUAAAGUAGUCAAUAUGUAUCUGUGAAGAAUGUUGAUAGUUUUUCAUGCAAUUUGCAAAAGUUUGUUCACUUGAAAAUUAAUUAGUUUAUUUGAAAUAAAAGUAUGUUGAAAAUUGUUAAUUGUUUAAAAUUGGGAUUAAUUCAAAUGAAAAUGGAGUGAAUAUCGUAUUAUCUACAUCUACACGCCUCACCCUUGUAAUGAAUAAAUCUGUAUCUUGUAGUUGCCAUACACUAGUUUGUAUGUACAUAAUUAAAAGAAAAAAAUAGGACUACUGAAAAAUUGUGUAAAUCGAGUCCAAGAAAUAAAAGGGAUUACUAAAAUUACACCGUAAAUACAAGAGAUUUAAAUACACAGUAGAGUAGAGUGUUUUAAAAUCAUAAGUGUUAAAGGACUAGACAUGGAUAAUUUGGACAAACUAAAUUAUAUGGUGGCUAAUAAUCCUGUUAACAAUCCAAUGGCAGAAGUUUUAAAACAACCGGAGGCUUUUAAUCAGCCCACAACAAAUAUGCAUGAAUUUCCAAUGGCUGAACCUUUAAAUGAGGAAACGACAAAAGCGGAUUCCAAAAUGUCAACUAAUAAUGGUAGUUAUUUUGAUGUUACUUCGGCAAACACAAAUCCAUUUGAUUGUGUUCCCACAUCCACUAAUCCUGCUUCAUUGUUAAAACGUGAAAUUUCUGCAGAUGUCGAAAUACCCCCAACAUAUCCACCCACGGAUAUGUCCGAAAGCCAAAAGCGUAAAUCGCCUGUGGAACCCCAUGUUGAUAACAGUCAUUUGGCUAAAAAGCAACAACUUUGCCAAUUAGCAGAGGAAAAGAAAAAGUCCAAUUUGAGAAAAAAUAUUCGAGAAGUCAUGGAUACCAAUCAAUUGGAUACAAACACGUUAAGGGCUCAGCAUGAAGAGUCUGAACGUUUGGCUCGUGUAGCCGAACAGCAAAAACUGCUUAGAGAAUAUCAACAGAGAGAAGCGGUUCUCACACACUUUGAUCGAUUUGUUAACGAGCACAGGGUCAGAGAUCCCUCUGACCUUAUACCGGUACAGAAAAAAACCAGUUUACAUAAAGUUCCCGAACAAAUCGAUUUAAAGUUAGAACAAACAGCUACCAGUCAAUCAUUUGAGAGUACGGAAACAGAUACUGAUGCUGUGAAAAGUGCUGACGAAAAGGAAGAUAGUGUUCCGGCUGAAGUUGUCACCAUAGAAGACAGCUCAGAUGACGAUGAUUGUAUUGUGUUGUCGGAUGAUGAAGCAGACCUCGAAGAAGACAACGAAAAUGAUGAUCCCAAUAAUAGUGGCAUGCAUGUAAAAGAUGAGUUCAAUGUACCCGAUCACCUGGGAAGAGUUGUUAUCAAUGUCGGUCAUCCCGAGGACGAAGAAGACAUAUUUAUAGCACCACAAAUAGCUCGCACUAUUAAACCCCAUCAAAUAGGAGGAGUACGUUUUCUUUUCGAUAAUAUUAUCGAAUCAAUUAAACGUUUUAAAACUUCUGGUGGAUUUGGUUGUAUUUUGGCGCAUUCAAUGGGUCUGGGCAAGACUCUGCAAGUGGUUUGUUUUUGUGAUAUAUUUCUAAGGUAUACCCCUUCCAAACAUGUGGUAUGCGUAAUGCCCAUUAACACCCUACAAAAUUGGUACGCUGAAUUCGACAUGUGGAUACCAAAACACUCCGACAAUCCUGACUACGUUAGACCUCGUCAGUUUGACGUCUUUGUACUUAACGAUCAACAAAAGACUCUAACGGCUAGAGCCAAAAUUAUUCUGCAAUGGAAGGAAAGAGGUGGUGUAUUACUGAUUGGCUACGAACUAUACCGUUUAUUAGCACUUAAACUUAGUACGACAGGAAAAAGACGCAGUAAAAAAUUUCAGAAUAUGAAUGACAAUUUUCCCGAGUCUCGAAGUCGAGUAAUGGAUGAGGUGUAUGAAGCUUUAGUAAAACCGGGUCCUGAUCUAAUAAUAUGCGAUGAGGGUCAUAGGAUAAAAAAUGCUCAGGCCGGUAUUUCUCAGGCUCUCAAGCAAAUAGCAACUCGUCGACGGAUUGUUUUAACGGGAUACCCCUUGCAAAAUAAUUUACUUGAGUAUUGGUGCAUGGUUGAUUUCGUACGUCCUAACUAUUUGGGUACAAGAACCGAAUUUUGCAACAUGUUCGAAAGACCCAUACAGAAUGGACUUUGCAUAGAUUCUACCCCGGACGACAUAAAACUAAUGCGCUAUAGAGCACAUGUAUUGCACUCGCUACUUGUAGGUUUUGUCCAAAGGAGAUCACAUACUGUAUUACAGCUAUCUUUGCCAGAGAAGCAGGAAUUUGUGAUUCUUACGCGAAUGUCUGAGUUGCAGAAACAACUGUACGACACAUUCAUGAAUGACAUCGUACGUACAAAGAACGUUCCCAAUCCACUAAAAGCGUUUGCAGUAUGUUGUAAAAUUUGGAAUCAUCCAGAUGUUUUGUAUGAUGCUAUGAAGAUGGCCGACUCCGGUUUAGAUUGGGACAUUGAAGAUGUCGAUGAGAUUCCGAUUGCAUCAAGUGUAAAUAAAAAUGGCUUCCCACCGCCCGUGCCUGCCAGUACUCCUGCAACUAUUACUACAUGCCUUCCUGUUAACCCCGAGACACCUCCAACUCUGUCUCAAACACAAUCGUAUCAGUCGCUCUUAAAAUCAUCUGUACGCGAUUCAGAAACUAAUCAAAAACUGCAAAAUCAAAAUGAAAUAACGGAAACAACACAAGCAGUACCACCCUCAGUAUCUACAUCAGCCCCAAAAGAUAACAGCUACCAAGGGCCAUCACUUUUUACAGAAAUGAAUCAAUUUGAAAAUCCUACUUUAAACAAUGUGCCCUACAAUCAAGACAUGCAAUCAUCAUAUUUUUCCUAUCCCACUAUGAUGAGUAACAUGGGUCGUCCUUUGCAACCCAACUAUGUGGGCUGCAUGCUUAAGCAAAACGAGACAAGUAAUGCUGACGAUUCGCACAAUUCAUCAUCAGAAAUAGUCGAUUUGGAUACUAACGAAAUUCGAACUAUUGAAACUGACAUCGACAUGGACAAGAGUAUUCCUUUAAAUAAAGAUGAAAAAAGCGAGAAGCAAAGCACAUCAACUGAUAAUGAUAAAUCGGAAACGGAUAGUCAUUUUAGUAGUUCAAUUGGAGCUUCUGAAAGCAAUGAUGUCGAACAAAAAAAGGGCUCUGAAAAGAUCACUUACGAUUGGGCGAUGAAAUUUAUGAAGAAAUAUGAACCUGGUCUAAUUUCAAAUUCUCCUAAAAUGGAAAUAUUUUUCUGUAUUCUCAACGAAAGCGUUCGCAUAGGUGAUCGUGUCUUAUUGUUUAGUCAAAGUUUACUAACAUUAAAUCUUAUUGAAAAAUUCCUGCAAGCAAAUCGUAUUCCUGGUGAAGACACCAAUUGGACAUUUAACAAACAUUACUUUCGUUUAGAUGGUUCAACAACUUCUCAAGAAAGAGAAAAGUUUGUCAAUGAAUUCAAUUCGAAUACAAAUGUUAAGUUGUUCCUUAUUUCAACAAAGGCUGGUUCGUUGGGUAUCAAUCUAGUAGGAGCUAAUAGAGUAAUAAUCUUUGAUGCAAGUUGGAAUCCUUGUCAUGAUACGCAAGCAAUUUAUCGUAUUUAUAGGUAUGGCCAGCGAAGAGCAUGUUUUAUAUAUCGUUUAGUUAUGGACAGAUGUUUGGAAAAGAAAAUAUAUGAUCGGCAAAUAAAGAAGCAGGGCAUGUCUGAUCGUGUAGUCGACGAGUGCAAUCCCGAUGCUCACCUUUCCAUUAAGGAUGUUACAAAUCUCUGCUACGAUUACGAUGAUGACGAUGACAAAACGAACACUUUUGAAUAUAUUAAACCUUUGGAUUCCUACACGGACACAAUAAUGAAAUUGAUUUUAACCGAUUACAAAACAUGUUUAACCAAAGAACCCUUCUUCCACGAAAGUCUAUUAAUUGAUCGAAAAAAUGAUAAACUAUCGCAGGCCGAAAAGAGAAUGGCACAUCGUAGCUAUGAAAUGCAAAAGAAGACUUCAGCAAAGACAACAAUUUAUUCAAACUCCAGUAGGAUCCAAUAUCAAACGGUGCGCAAAGAUGGUUCAUUAAUCACCAGACCAGUUGCUUCGGUUCGUCCUAUACAGGCGCCCAGAAGUCAAACAACCCAAAAGAAUAGCAGCGGCUUAAGAACUACUAGAUGGAUACCUGCAGAAGUAUGGCAAAAGCAAGGAAUGACGGCCCAAGAAAUGUCAUUACCACUUGAUGUUGUCAUACCAACAAAUUCAAGCAAUAAAUCAAAAAUUAUUAUCAAGGCUGGUCAAAGAGUUAUGGUACUGAAGUCAGCCAAAGGCAUUUAUAUGCAAUUAGAUAGUGGAAAAAUUAUAGCUAUAAGGACACUAAACAAACCGAAUGUUGCGACAACAGAGAAAAGUGAUGUCAUCGAUAUAACGGGAGAAUCGGAAACUACAUCGUCGAAAGAGUCGCCAAAGACUGACAAAUCCGAAACUGAUAGUGGUGCAUUAUCACCUGCCAGCAAAGAUGCUGACUUAAAGCUUAACAGUUUGGUAAAUAAUGGAAAUGUUAAUCAAAAUGAUGAUACUCCAAAGGAAACAUCCAAUCAAUUGAAUCUAUUUAAUAGUUCUUCUAAUGUAGAAACAAAUGUUUAUAGCAACAAUAAUACAUCGGUAGAAACAGAAAAUAAAUCAAAAUCGAAUCUAAUGAUUAGAACAAACAAUGAUACUCAAGAGCAAAGUACAUCACUACAUUUUAGUCAGCGACAACAGACAACACAGAUUCAACAGCAACAACAACCAGCACAAACUGUGCAAACACAAUCGCAACAACAACAGCAGCAGAAUAAUACGCAUGUUACUCAUACUCAAACUCUUAACGAACAACCACAACAACAUUUGCAACAAAAUCCUCCACAUACGCCAUCGCAGAUAAUGCAUUCCCAACCACCAACCGCUUACAGCCAACAUCCAACAUAUGCUUACACACAACAUCCAACAUUGCGCAAUACAGCCGCACAUUAUACCGCCGUAAGAGCGGGCGAUUUAAAUUCAUACAAUUCCUAUCCACAAACCCCACAGUAUACAGACUACUCAUCUUAUGGAUCUCAGCAACAAAGCGCCCGUUAUCAUCCGACCAGUAGUAGUUCGUCACAUACAAACAUUGCACCCGUCGUUCAUCCCCCACCACCUCCUCCACCUGCAACAAAUCCACAAACAGCAGCAACCUCGCAUCCCCCAUCGCUUUCAGAUUUCUAUGGAUCAUAUUAUCCGCAAUGGUCGACAUUUAUGUUAACAACGCCUACCCAAGCAUCAAAUGAUAAUCCUCAUUUGAUGCAUAGCACAUAUCCACCGCUUGCAGCUCAACCUCACUCACAUUCCCAUCAUGCCAAAGUGCAAACAAAUUCUCAUCCCUGGCAACAAUAUCAUCCAUAAUAGUAAGAUUUUAAAUUCCUAUGUAUAUCGUUAUAUAGGAUCAUACAUUUCCCCACACAAUUCAUACACGCGUUUGAAACAUACAACAAUUUACAAUUUAUAAAUAAAUUUAUAAAAAUUUUACUUUAAUGAAAAAAAAAUGGAAAAAAAUAAUAUUAUAAUGAAUAUGAAUAUAAUAUUAAGAAUACAUUCAAACAAAUACCUAGUUUAGUAAUAAUUGAAAUUAAAUUAAUAAAAUUAAACAAAAAAUAAUAAUUUUAAAA
Messenger RNA from Lucilia cuprina (Australian sheep blowfly), 5896 nucleotides. RefSeq names its product helicase ARIP4. Lineage: Eukaryota; Metazoa; Arthropoda; Insecta; Diptera; Calliphoridae. The coding region runs from base 624 to 5633 and encodes 1669 amino acids. The transcript is spliced from 7 exons. The record is from RefSeq and is a predicted model, not a curated record. Gene Ontology annotation, molecular function: ATP hydrolysis activity; ATP-dependent chromatin remodeler activity; ATP binding. Gene Ontology annotation, cellular component: nucleus.